Messenger RNA from Cutaneotrichosporon oleaginosum, 2194 nucleotides. RefSeq lists its product as uncharacterized. Gene Ontology annotation, molecular function: syntaxin binding. The record is from RefSeq and is a predicted model, not a curated record. Gene Ontology annotation, cellular component: Golgi membrane; cytosol. Gene Ontology annotation, biological process: intracellular protein transport; endoplasmic reticulum to Golgi vesicle-mediated transport. Lineage: Eukaryota; Fungi; Basidiomycota; Tremellomycetes; Trichosporonales; Trichosporonaceae.
ACGCCAUCUCCGAUCUCCGACACAACUCUCAAUCACUCAACCACCCGCUUCAUAUCUCAGUCUUCAAGAAAGCCACAGGCAAAAGCCCACUCUACAGGGCUCUUCCUCAACCAUGUCCAGGCCAACGCUGCUUCAGUCACAGACGCAGGCGCUCCUCACCCUCCUCAACCUCAACCAGCCUCCCCCCACCGUCUCAGGCUCCUCCAACGGCCCUUUUCCCUCCCCUCGCCCCGGCACUCCCGCGUCGGGAUUUGACGAGUCAUCUCAGCCUCUUGUCUGGAAGGUCCUGAUUCUCGAUGACUUGAGCAAGGACAUCCUCGCCACUAGUCUGCGGGUGCAGGACUUGCGUGAGCAGGGCGUCACCUUGCAUAUGCAGCUACACGCUCAGCGGCCUCCACUUUCCGACGUUCCUGCGGUUUACUUCGUGACGCCGACACUUGCCAAUAUUCGACGCAUCGCGGAGGACUUGAGCCCUCCCCUGUACUCAUCGUACCACCUUUCCUUCACAUCGGCUUUGCCGCGAUCGCUUCUCGAGGAGCUUGCUUCGCUUAUCCUCGCGAGUGAUCCCACCGGUGCAGCUGGGCAGUUGAUCAACUCUGUUCAUGACCAAUUCCUCGACUUCCUCGUUCCAUCCCCUAACCUCUUCUCUCUGCUCCCAAGCCGUGUGCCUAUCGACGCCAACGGACAUGCGAAGAAGGCCGGCGCGCCGGAAAAGGAAGUAGACGGCAAACCCAGUUAUGUUGUCCUCAACGAUCCCAAGGCGGGUGAGGUUGAGAUCGAAGAGGAAGUCGAGCGCAUCGCCAAGGGCCUUUUCAGCGUCAUCGUCACCAUGGGCAUCGUUCCAAUCAUCCGCUCCCCGCGAGGUAACGCUGCUGAGAUGGUCGCCCGCAAGCUUGAUGCCAAACUGCGCGACCACAUCUCAUCGACAUCCUCGCAGCGAGGUGGAACGUCGUUUGGAGCCGACAGCCUUCAGCGUCCCCUUCUUGUCAUCAUGGACCGCAAUGUUGACCUUGUUCCUAUGCUCUCUCACUCUUGGACUUAUCAGGCGCUUGUCCACGAUGUCCUCGAUAUGAAGCUCAAUCGUGUAACAGUAGAGUCGCCAGAGAACGGGCGACUGCAAAAGAAGUCUUACGACAUCGAUUCUAAGGACUUUUUCUGGGCCAAGAAUGGCGGUAACCCGUUUCCGCAGGUGGCCGAGGAUAUUGACACGGAGCUUAAUCGCUAUAAGUCGGACGCGGCUGAGCUCACGCGAUCAACCGGUGUCAGCGAUGUCAACGACGUUUCUCAAAUUGACUUCUCCUCAAAUGCCGCCAACCUCAAGACCGCGAUCACGGCUCUUCCAGAGCUCACCGCGCGAAAGCAUACUCUUGACACGCACAUGAACAUCGCGACAGCAUUGUUGCAGGCGAUCAAGGAGCGCAGCUUGGACAACCUGUUCCAGGUUGAGGAGUUGGCGUCCAAGAUGACUAAAGCCCAGGUUCUUGCGGCGAUGCGAGGUCAAACCGACGAGCCUGGACAGAUUGCGCACCCUACAGCUGAGGACCAGCUCCGUCUGGCGAUCAUCUUCUACCUCUCUGUCCCCGACAUGCCCAAGGCUGACCUGGAGGAGAUCACUGGUCAACUGCUAUCCGCCGGCGCCGAUGUCUCCGCGCUGGAGUAUGUCAAGAAAGUGCGCGAAAUCACGCGCAUGACGAUGAUGGCUUCUCAGCCGGCAGUGGCAGCCCAGCCAGUCGCCGCUGGUGGCGAGUGGACUAAAGGCUUUGGUGUGCUGGGCAACCGCAUCACCGACCGUCUUCGCGAGGGAGGCAUAACUGGCGUGAGCCUCGACAACAUCAUCAGCGGUGUGAAGAACUUCCUUCCCGCCAAAAAGGAGCUGACGAUCACUCGACUCGUGGAGGCGCUGAUGGAACCGUCGACAGCGGCAACUCAAGCCCUCCAGGACACCGACGAUUACCUCCUGUUCGACCCCAAGGCGACGCGCUCGAGGAACCCUCAGUCCGGCCGCACGAGGACACAGUACCAGGAAAGUGUGGUGUUUGUUGUUGGCGGUGGUGGGCGGCAAGAGGAUCACGUACGGAAGUACGGAGGUCUUGAAUCCCACAAGCUUUGUCAAGGCUCUUGGGGAUCUUGGCUCGAGUUCUUAGAGCGUCGUAGCGCAUAAAAUUCAGACUGCAUGUAGAGUAUUGUUUGUGAG